Molecule: messenger RNA, 7688 nt
Organism: Macrobrachium nipponense
Lineage: Eukaryota; Metazoa; Arthropoda; Malacostraca; Decapoda; Palaemonidae
Product: dual specificity protein phosphatase 3-like
Exons: 4
Coding region: 244-831 (195 amino acids)
Biological process (GO): negative regulation of MAPK cascade; protein dephosphorylation
Cellular component (GO): cytoplasm
Molecular function (GO): protein tyrosine/serine/threonine phosphatase activity; MAP kinase phosphatase activity
Source: RefSeq, a predicted model, not a curated record
CCGUUGUAUGAGUCAGCGAGUUUAGAAAAGCCUCGGAAUACACCUGAUUCGGAACACUCCAUCCGAGACCGAUCAGUAGUAGUAGUAGUUGUCAGAGUGAAAAGUUAAGCGACGAACUAUGAACUAUUUUUAGGUGGCUUUUAAUUUCACGUGUGUCAGCUGUAGCGUUCCAGGCCCAAAGUUUCUUACAUAUCUGUUAAUACGAAGUUACCUGGAAGUAGUCUUGUGAAUGCUACAAGAAUAAUGGCUGGGAUCAAGAAAGUAACAACUUCUAGAGAGCUGCUUACUGCCAUACAUCAGAUUCAGCCUGCUUCCAAGCCGCUUCCAGGCUAUGAAGAUAGAGUGGUGUCCAGGUUCCCUCUAGGAGUGUGCAUGGAUGAAUGCUACCCAGAUUUGUACAUUGGUGACAUAGGGGCUGCUAAAGACAAGGCCUAUCUGCAGAAAGUUGGAAUUACCCAUGUUCUAAACACAGCCCAGGGCAAUAAAUUUGCAACUGUGGACACAGAUGGAGUAUAUUAUGAAGAUGUUGGUAUUAAGUAUCUAGGAAUGAAGCUGCUUGACAUCCCAACUGCAAAUAUAGCACAGUUUUUCACUAUUGGGGCCGAUUUUAUUGAAGAUGCUCUUUCUAGUGGAGGGAAAGUUCUUGUGCACUGCUAUAUGGGCAUUUCACGUUCCGCCACUAUUGCCUGUGCCUACCUAAUGCUCAAAAGAAACAUGACGGCUCUGGAAGGCCUAACUACCCUGCGCAAAAAUAGAGCCAUCUUCCCAAAUGAUGGGUUCUUGAAGCAGUUGGCAGAACUGGAUAAUAACCUUCGAUCUCAACGGGAAUGAUUAGAUGUGAUGGGGUGACUAUUUCAUUUUCAUUAUUAUGGACUUCGUAGAUAUUUUCUAUUUUAUAUGGUAAAUAUUCAGCAUUAUAGUUACCCAUCCUGACCCUACAACUUUGUAACACCAAAACUUUCUUUUCAUAAGUUUUUUCAAAUAUUUCUGUGGUUUGAACUUUCACAUCCAAAGUACAAUACCAUUGUGCUCUUAAUUGAGCUUUUCAUUGCAUCCUUUUUAUAUGAAUGAUUUGUACUUUUCAAAGUAUUAUGUAUGUAUAUGAGUCAUGUGUGACUUACUGUACUCUUUGUCAGUCUAGUUCUACCAGAAGCCAUUUAGCCGUGGAUUGGAUUUUGCACGGUUUUUGUAUUGGUGUUCAUGUACGGUAUAGUGAAUAAAUCACAUACAAACGGCCAACUCCAGCUCAGUGAGCGAAAGUAAAUCCCAUAUGUCAGACAGAGGGUUUGUAAUUUAGAAAAAAUGCAAAUUAUACUUUAAAAUUUGUCAUUUUUACUGAUUGGCAGUUUAAGAAGUAGGGUUUUUAUUGUCAAUUAGUACGUAUAAUUAAAAUUGUAGGUUAAAGUAUCUUAAAAGAGCUUAAGUCUUUGAUACCGUACAAUUGAUUCUUUGCCUCGUUCUCACUAUGGAUUUUUGUGUAGAUUCAAAGUGCUCAGGUGAAGAUUGAAAGAUAUUCUAUAGGCUACAUCCAGUACAGGCUAUAAAAUUGUAUUUUUAAUGUGCAUGAAGAUCAGAGGUAAAUCAUAAUUCUGAUAAUUGUAUUUAUGUAUGUUUAUGCAUGAACAUCAGAGAUGAUAAAUAUUUAUUCUAAUAACUAAUUUUGUAUAAGAGUGACAAUGAUUGAGGACUGUUUACUUCCUAUGGACUGUUAAGAUUUUAACUCAAGUUUUUCUUCAUUAAAUGAAUCGCUUUUUUUUUUUAAUGACUGCUGACUUUUCAAAGCUUAAAUAUAUCUUAAAAAAGACUUUUGACUUGAAAGUGAUCUAACUUCCCUGUUGAGUCUAUAUAAAAAUGCUUUCACUGCAUUUACAGUGUGAUACAUUGCUAGUCUUAAACCGUUAUUUUAACUUGUGGCCCUCACAUCAACUCGGUGGAUGAACAGACAUGCAAAAACUUGAAAUUGCUUUUUUAUGGUGUACUUCUCUAGGCAGUACUAAGAAAGCAGCCUAUUAUAGGAGUGUCUGAUUUGAGUGCCCAUGUAAAAUAUUACCCAUUUCUUGCAUUACCUUUUAUCUGCUUAGUUAUGGCUAGCAAAUAAUAUGAAAGUCUUCCUUGUCUUUUUUUAUUAGAGGUAUUCCCAUCUUCAUUUAAAUAUAUUUUCUGUUUAAAAAAAGAAGUUUUAAAUAGAAAAUUCCUUGUACCUUUUAAAGUUGUAAGACAUUUUCAGGUUACAAUGUUAUGAAAUUCUUAUCAACAUAUAUGCCGUCAUAUAAGGCGCUCAGCAUAUAAGACGACCCACCAUUUUCCAUGUAAAAAAGUAGGUUUAGUUAUGUUUAUUGUAUAAGACAACCCCCAGUUUAUUAAAUUAAAUAGCACUCAGCUGAUUAAGUUAGUUGUUAUAUAAUUUAUUUAUCAUACCAAAAAUGUGUAAAAUCAGUACUAUCUUCAAGAUUUAAAAAUUAUUGGCAAAGCUCACCAUUACAAAAAAGUACUUUUGUAUUCCCUUAGGAAAAAUAUACUAUAAACAUCAUGACAAAUGCUCUAACACUUGUGACACCAUUAUCAAUGGAGUAAUACACUUUGGAAGUGGAUCCGUUCGAGGUAGAUAUUGAGGACAUAACAAAACGCUUUAGUUUGAUUAUAAAAUACUACCAAGGAAAUACUGGCCUUUGGUAAACAAGGCUCAUUAGUCAUGCGUGAUUUGGAACAUCAAACACGGCCAUGUUUCGUAAACAAUUAAGUCAGAAUAACCUGAUUUACCUUUUCGGGAACUUCAAAUUAUCUAAUAACAUUAAAAGGGCAUUUGUAUGAUAAGUUUCAGUAACAAAAUUGUCUCAUAAUAAUGGUGCUCGGGAUAAAGCUAGUAAAGUGAGAGCUCACUCAUCCUAACAUCUAAUUAUGGUAAUUACAGUUUUUUUUACAGUAUAUAGUUGUGUCGCUAGUGAUUUCCUUGAAUUAUCUAUGGUUUUUACCCUUAUUACAGUUGUUUUGUUAAGUGUCAAUAGUUUUGACAGUAGUUAUAUAUUGACACUGCAGGGGUUAGUUUAUCAUUAAAAAUCUUGGUAGGAUUUAAGGUUUGCUUUUUAUACUUUGCAUAUAAGAUGACCCCCUUUAUGGGAGAGGUAUUUUAAGGUUGAAACAAUCCCCACAUUUUGGGGGAUACUUUUUAAGGUUAAAGGGUCACUUUAUAUGCCGGCAUAUGUGGUAACCAUAGUUAUUUUUCAAGUCCCAGUGAUAUUGUACAUAAUAGUGCAGUCCUGCAUAAAUUUUUUAUAUGUAGAGUACACCAUUCUCAUGAAUAGAUAAAGGAUUUACACAAAGUUUGUGACAUCUUUGGUGGUGCUAUGAAACAGUAUUACCAAACAUAAAAAUAUUGCUGACCAAGUCUAGUAUGUAAUGGCAAUUUCCAGAAGUACACAAAAAAAUUACCUGAUUUAAUGUUCAUCCCUUUUGAUAUUUCUGACAUAUGCUCAUUAACUAAGGGUAAUGGAAUCUGUCUUUCUUCAAAGCUUACAAUGAAUUCCGCAUGUAAUUACAUUCAGUUUUGCAUGUAAAGCCAAUCAAACAACCAGUUAUUGCACCAUUAAGCAAGCAAUUUCAAGUUUUUUUUCUCUCUCUUAUUCUGUUAUAGAAAUUGUUGGCAUUUGUAAAAUAAAUUAUGAGUAGAGUAUAUGACCAGUAUUUAAAAAUGUUUAGAUCUUUUAAUUGCAUUUCUGACAUAUGCCCCCUGGAAUAGUAUUGCACACCGAGUUGUAAGAUGGGUGCAGUUUUAUAGCUAUUUUUUACCUUUUGUUAAGGAACAAAGUGCUUUUCAAGCACAAUAGAUAUAUUUGUUUUUGUUUUCACUUGUAUAAUAAACCAAAGACAUUCCUCUUUUUAAUUGGGAAGCAUACUGUUUUGAAUUAAAUCUGCUUAGAGCUGGAUAAACAUAUUCACCAUCAAUAGGUAUCAAGAUAGCAGUGUUGAAGGUAUUCAUGACUGACUUUUUCAUUCAUUUUUAUUUUUUUUAGUUUCAAACACAGAGAAGUUACAAAGGUUAUAAAAUCUUUUAGGAAUUGGAGCUUUUAUCUCCCAGUUUGUGAACCUAAUUCAGCUUGAACAAUUUGAAGACAAAGUGAGACAAUAGCAAUAGGACUUAACUUAUGCAGCUUGAACCUAAAUAAAAAGGGAGGGGGGCCUCACUCCACCAAUUUAGUCUAAGGAAUUACUUUAACCAAAGAGUUCUUAUCUCAAAUUAGGCAGGUAGGUCAUGUGUGAUUAUAGGUUGAUGCUUUACAAAUAACUGUCACUAACUUCAAUUAUAUGCCUGCUUCAAUGUUCCUAGCCUUUGAACUGCAGAAACCAUACUGCAAUAUUAUUUAACUCCACUUUUGAUGUAAUACAGGCCGUCCCCAGUUAUCGGCGGACUUCGUUAAUGACGAUCCGGUUUUAUGGCACUAGACAACAAUUUAUAAAGCCAUUAGCCAAAACUCAGCACUUAUAAAUUGCCGAGUUAUGGUUAAUGGCAGUUUUCGCUUGUCAGCACCCAACAAGGACAGAACCCCAGCUAAUAACUGGGGACUGCCUUUAUAUGCAUAAAAUAUGUACACUUAAAAAGGUAUUAAAUCAAAAGUCACGUGCUUCUCAGUGCUAGUUAUGCUUCAAGAAAAAAUGUAGUUCAUAGUUAUUUACUGACUAAAAUUCCUCCAUAUAUGAUUUAUUUUAUAAAUCAAAAGUUAUCAGUUUCAAGUUCAUCUUGAUGAAAGCCAAGGAAAUAUUACUUUUCGUAGUACCCAGGGUAAUGCAUGGGUUAACUUUAGAGAGAAACUGUAAGGGUUUGAAUUGUUAUGUAAGUGAAUAAUCCAGAAAUCUUUUGGGCAUGCAUGAUGUGAAUAGACAAUGAUGGGUGUUUGUAAAGUCAGUUGUAUUAGGUAAAUUUACCUCUGAUUUCACUGUUGAUUAAGAUUGGUAUUAAUGAUUCUGUGAACUGGCGUCACAACAAGGGUCAUCAGUGCCGUGAUUAGUAACACUGGAUGAUAAGAAUAGGUUUAAAAUAGUAAUUAAGAGUAGAUAUAUCUGGUGAAUAAGAUUUUUUUCAUACAAUGCUUUUUACAAACUCAAAUUGUGAACAUUAGUAAAUCCUUAAAAUAAUGAGGCAAUAAAAGCAAAGAAAAGAAAAUUGGUAAGGAGUGCACACAAAUAAGAACAUUAUAGAUACUACAACAUAGCUAUGACAUAUGAAGUUUAUACAUAUGGAAAUGUAUGGAUUGUAUGGCAUAAAAAAUCUGGUUGAUUCUCUUUAGGACAAGAGUUAGCUGUUAUGUUAGUAAACAUUUGUGGGCUCAUAUGUUGCUUUAUUAGGGCUUUUCUAAUAUUUAGUAUUUAUAAAAGCAUGAGCCUUUGCCAAAUUUAUACUUCAUGUGUAAUUGUGAUUGUGCUUCUAGUAUGAUUACUUUGUUUUCCCUUAAAAAUAUUCCAUUAAAAAUUUAAUGCAGUAUAAAUCUGAAAUUACAAGAAACUAGAAAUCAAUUAUUUGUCAAACUUGCUUUAUGUUUCAUGCAACUUGAUUGCAGUGUUAGGAACUAAGCAAUACAGAACAUCAGUAGUUCUUCCUUUGUAAUGUAGAGCUCUUUACUCUGUAUUACCAUCAGGAAUAUUAGUGAUAUAUUAGCACUGCAGAACUAUAUUGUGAUAUUCACAAAGAUGGUCCUGGGUAAGGUUCAAGAAUUUACCUAGCAAUGUAAAUUAGUGAUUCCUGAAACAAACUUUAUUUCUUAUGAACUAAUGUAAUACAUUGGUGGGUUAUUUAACUUUCCAAAAGAUUGAUAUAUGUGUGCAGAAACCUGAACAGAAACAUAUUUCAGAAAGUGACUAAGUGGAUACUAUAGUACAUAUUAGAUGUUUGUUCAGCAACUGAUUCAGUUUUACAAUUUGGUAUUUUUCUUUAGAACAUUCAGUUAAUUUUUUAAACUUGGUCACAAAGCUUAGAGCUUUUUAAGGCUUUCUUUUGAGUUUUUAUAUUUUAUAUUUUGUUCUUUUUGAACCUUGUUAAUAUCUUAAUGCAAAGAUUAAUGAAGCUUUCAGCAGCUAAGUAGAGUAUUGUUAUGGUAGUCAUUGGACUUGUUUACAUAUACACUGCAUUUGUUGAAGACUAGCUGAGGAUACCAUUUUAUAGUAAUGUUGCAUCAGUGCUAUAAUCAGUCUUGUAUUUUGAAGGUUUAGUUACACUGUUUUUCAUAACAUUCUGUUUUUGUUAUCUUGAUAUAUAAUAUAUGUCAGAAAAGAUGCUCAUAAUCACUUCAUUAUUUAUAAAAAUUUAUAUAUCUGAACUGCAUUUGCAUGAGUUUAUUUUUAUCAGCUUUUACUUAGAUAUUUUCUUACGCCAAUAAGUUUUUUUAGUGAUACCCACAUGAUAAGAAUGAAUAUAUUUUGUAUUAGUUAUUUUCUGAGUUAUGUUAUAAAUCUCAAGUUAUUUUGCUGAAAUGAAAUAUAUCUAAGAAGUGGUUUAUUGGUUUCCUAUCAAUUAAAUCUUAGGUACUUUGAUACAUCAUAUGGGCAUGUGCAUUUCUAAUUAUAGUCUACUUUGAGAAAAAUUACUCUUUCAAGUCUUCUGGCUUCUAAAAUAGUAUGUAGUUUUCCGAGGUAAUGUAAUGUUCCUCUUUGUACAAGUCAGUGUCAUAUUAUUAAGAAGAGUAGCUUUUAAUUAUCUUUUUCAUAUAACAAAAUUGAGAAAACUUUAUUUUCCAACAGCAGGAAAUGCAUUGGUUCUUCAGUUUUUAUUUUCUUAAGUGUUUUGCAAGUAUUAUUGUACUCAGAUAUACCCAUUAUUGUAACUGUGUAUCUGCUAUGUAUAAUAGUAUCUUGUAAGCAUUACUAUGUGUUGUUAUUGAUUUGAAUAUGGAUGUCUAUCUCAUUUAAAAGUAUUUAGUUUCUACACUCUGAUCAUGAAUAACAAAUUGGUUAUUUCUAGAAGACUUGAAAUGUCUGAAAUUGCUAGAAAUCUAUUUUAUUAAGACAGUCCCCCUAUUCAGUUUAUCUACUUUGAAACACAAUAUUUAAAGUGAAAUUUUGUGGGAUAUGCUUGACAUUGAUGUUAACAAAUUCAAAUACUUUAAAUUCUAGGAAUGUGCCAUGACAUUGAUGUUAACCAAGUAUUUGACCAAAAAAAUAAUUCUUUUUGGGUUUUCCUACAAGUGACUUUAGGGUUUAGAGCUAAAAUAUUGAGCUAAUUAGAGUAAAACAGAGAUAACUUUGGAUUUAUGAAUGAUAAUUGUUGAGUUUUUCGUGAUAAAAGAAAAAUGUGUGUGCAAUAAGGGAUGGACAUAAAUAUGUACAUAUUUUUUGUCUAGAAUAUUUAUAACAUGUCUCAGGAAAAUGUUGGCUGCAAUCCAUUGACAUUAAAUUGUUGCUGUUUGAAGUGGCACUAAUUGUGAUGUAGCAAUCACCUGAAAAGUACUAAAUUAUCUAUUUGUUAUUUUGCUUUAUAAAGUAAUUGUUGCUUAAAAGUUAAUCACUGAUUGUGGUGUGUGCUUGCAGACCUAGAAUGAUCCUUUAUAACUGUCCUGUUUUUCAUUUUAAUGGAAAGGUUAACAUUGGAAGUACUUCCUGCUUAUCAUCAUUUUUUGCUCAUUAUAAGUACAGAAAAGUAUCAAAAGUAUUUUAUCUGUAGAGUGAAAUUAUUUUGUGUCAAUAAAGAUGUGUUACCAUCA